Molecule: messenger RNA, 591 nt
Organism: Solanum stenotomum
Lineage: Eukaryota; Viridiplantae; Streptophyta; Magnoliopsida; Solanales; Solanaceae
Exons: 2
Coding region: 1-591 (196 amino acids)
Source: RefSeq, a predicted model, not a curated record
AUGCCUGAUUUGGGUCUUCUAAGAUGUGUAAAUGCUGAAGAGGCUUCAACAAUCAUGAUUGAAGUACACUCAGGAGUUUGUGGACCUCACAUGAAUGAAUAUGUUCUGGCAAAGCAGAUACUUCGAGCAGGUUAUCGCACUACAGUUCGUACAUCAGUGGGUGCCACUCCUUAUUCGCUGGUAUAUGGGAGUGAGGCAGUUAUACCUGCAGAGGUUGAGAUUCCAUCCUUGCAGAUUGUUGUAGAGGCUAAAAUUGAUGAUGAUGAGUGGAUCAGAACACGCUUGGAGCAAUUAAGUUUGAUUGAUGAUAAACGAUUGACAUCAGUAUGCCAUGGACAAUUGUACCAGAAAAGAAUGGCACAAGCAUACAACAAAAAGGUGCGUCCCAGACGUUUCGAAGAGGGUCAAUUAGUGUUGCGACGUAUUCUGCCACACCAGGCUGAAGUCAUAGGCAAAUUUUCUCCAAAUUGGAAAGGACCAUUCAUUGUAAAGAAUGUAUUAUCCAAUGAUGCUCUUUACUUAGCAGAUAUAGAAGGCAAAAUGACAGAAAUGGUCAUCAAUGCUGAUGAUGUGAAGAGAUAUUGUAUAUGA